Molecule: messenger RNA, 3060 nt
Organism: Mycena citricolor
Lineage: Eukaryota; Fungi; Basidiomycota; Agaricomycetes; Agaricales; Mycenaceae
Source: the annotation of a GenBank genome assembly
AUGCCCGCCAGUUCCAGUAUCUUCUGGUUGGACAGGCAGAUAGUCGACAGAUGUCUUUCUGUAGCAUCAGACGAGAGCAGUGCGCAGGAAAACCCGCGUAUACGACGGAUGAAAGAAAUCAAGGAUGAGGGCUGGGAUCUAUUUCUUCGAAUUGUGGAUGACGGUUCGGCCAACAUAGACCGGCGACCGCCAACGCUCUUAAAGCAACUGGUCGUCCAGCAAACUCCCUCGGGGACGUUUCCUUCUGCCCCGAAACACCUACAUCUGCUACCAGGGACAAAACCAGACUCGCUGACGCUUGUGACGUCAUCACCGUUGCGGACGUACCAAUUCUCACCAUCGUCCUUCUUCGAUGCUGAUCCAGAAGGCUUGCUCUCUCUCUCUGCGGCGCCAGAAUGGCGCAAUGCAGAGGAAUCACGAAUUCUUCGGUUUGUGCGAACUCCGGAUGGAAGCGGUGUUGGCGUCAUCCGAGAGACUGGUGGCGAAGCUUGGAAUCUAGGGCAAAACCACGGACUGCAGCGGGCGGCUCAGUGGGGAGCAGCUGAUCAGGUCGUAGUUCUGGACGGUGGUCGGAGCUAUGCGACAUACGAUAGCGCACGAGAAGAACUCAGGCUGAGUACUCAACCCACCAGUGCCCUUUCGCUGCCCGAAAUCAUCUCCCUGUUCUCUCUGCCGUCAGACAGCGGUUCUGAGGCCAUAUUCGGGAUCACUCGGGAUUUCUCCGUUAUCCAGGUCAAGGUCGAGGCUGCUGGUCUCGUACUGGAGGCUCAUAGCACACUGCCGGUGUCGACACCGAAGAUGAUCCUGCCCGUCGAUCCCAUGGCUUGGAACAAACUGGGCAGUUGGGCUGCGCGGGACAUCUUCUUGAGUGUGUCUGAUUCGGGUGAGCUGGCCUUCUGGACCAGGACGAGAAAUGAGUGGCGGUGCACUGGGAGUGUUAAAACCAACAAGACUGGGAUCACAAAAGCAAGAUGCAGUUCGGUCAAGAAGACAGCGCUUGUUGUCUCGACACCGGAAGGAGAUGAACUCACCAUCUGGGACUCCAAAGAGUCGGAGUUUGCAACUGGUCUGGAAUACCACUGUGUCUACAAAGAGUCCAUUAACGAUCUAGAUUGGAGCUCGACUCCCGAUGCGCAAUCGAUCUUGGCUGUGGGAUUUCUGCAUCACGUGGAACUCCUCUGCCAGCAGCGGUCGACCUAUUUCGAUCAGGCGAUCGGCUGGCUCAAGUGUUGGACGAUCGACAUUGGCUCCUUUAUUCCGUAUCAGAUCAGCGAUUCAAUCUGGCUGGCCAACGGAUCGCUGCUGGUCGGUGCUGGGCAUCAAAUGUUCUUGUUUGGCCAACGCCAAAUCGGAGAGGAAGGCCUGUUCGAGUAUGUUGCUCGUCGGAACGGGCCACUGGAAGACUACCAUCCUCAGAUGCUUCUUCAGUGUUUAAUUUGGGACAAGGUCGAACUGGUCAAAGACAUCAUUUUCAACCUUGCACAGGACCUCGAAGGGUCGACGGAUGAGAACACUCGACAGUCGAUGCCGAUCGAGCGCUUUCUUAGAAAAGAGGCUAAAAACGCUCCAAACGGUGCCCAUAAGAAAAAGUACACAUUUCUUUUCAACGGCCCGGAACCGAAGGAUGAGGAAGAAGACGGUUUCAAUCGCACUCUUGUCGACCGUUUGAUGACGGCUCUGGAGAAAAAACCUCUUCAACAUCUUACGCGGAAUGAAAAUGCGCAUCUGCUCGGACUUAUCCAAACUACGCUUGAAAUUGACGAGCAGCGGAGGGCACUGGACUCCAACGGUCUGCGAUAUCUCAUCUCGAUGCGGUCAUUCUACAUCUUGAAUGAACGCACUGCCGACUCUCUCGGAUCGCUUGCGCCCCGAAAGCGAUUGCGAUACCGCGACAUGGUUUGGGCUUUCUUCAGCGAGAGCCAAGAUCUGCUGUUGUCAGCAUCGGCUGCCGCAUGCAACAACAAGAUGUGCUGGGCUGACGCCAGAGCCCUCGGAGUCGCUUUGUGGUUGAAUUCCGUCGAAAAUCUGAGAUCGCAGAUGGAGAUUGUCGCCAGGAAUGAGUUCAUGGCUGGUGACAACAGAGAUCCGGUCGCUUGUUCGCUGUUCUACUUUGCGCUUGGAAAAGUGAAGUUGGUGCACGGUCUCUGGAGACAAUCUGCCUGGCAUAAAGAACAAGGGGCUAUGCUCAAGUUUCUGUCAAACGACUUCACAGAGCCCCGGUGGCGCACUGCGGCUUUGAAGAAUGCUUUUGCUCUGCUCGGGAAACAGCGCUUCGAAUAUGCUGCCGCAUUCUUCCUUCUCGGUGGUGCACUUCAAGAUGCGAUCAAUGUCUGCCUAAAGCAUCUGCGUGACUUCCAGCUGGCGGUGGCGCUGGCCAGGAUUGUCGAGCAGAGCAACGAGGGUCCCGUGCUGCACAAGAUCCUCGAGGAGACCGUCAUUCCCACAGCGUUCCAGGAAGGGAAUCGAUGGCUGGCCUGCUGGGGCUUCUGGCUUCUCCACCGCCGGGACCUGGCUGUGCGCAUCCUCCUCACUCCCUUGCACGACAUCGCCGAGUCUCUGGACAUUAAAGACAUCGGGCAGGCCAAUUAUGACGAUCCGAGCCUGGCUUUGUUGUUUUCGCAGUUGCGCUCGAAGACGCUCCAAGCCGCAUCUGGAACGAGCCAGAUUUCCGGACGGGUCGAAUUCAACUUUGUUCUGCAGAUGGCCCGGGUGUUUUGCCGUAUGGGCUGUCCAGCACUCGCACUGGAUCUCGUCCGGUCGUGGCAAUUCGACCGUCCGUCCAUCGAGAAGAACCGACCGAUUGCGAGACGUCCUACAUUUGCACUUGGUCCCAGCCAACGCCGCCGGUCAUCGAUUGUGAUCGACAUGGAGAUCCCGUCCUUGCCAGGGACCCGGCCCGGCUCUCCCGUGAGACCAACACUGAUGUCCUCAGUCAUCGUCGAGGAGCCGAGCAACGACAAGGAGGACCUCACUGCGAAAAAAGCGGGGCUGGGGAAGCUUAUGAAAUCCGCAAAACAGAAUGUGACUGUGCCGGAGUUCAAUAUGGAUGCGUUUUUCUGA